This is a messenger RNA of Phaeoacremonium minimum UCRPA7, 1119 nucleotides long. Its product is annotated as putative amidohydrolase family protein. Bases 1 to 1119 code for a protein of 372 amino acids. Gene Ontology annotation, cellular component: cytosol; cytoplasm. Gene Ontology annotation, biological process: secondary metabolic process. The record is from RefSeq and is a predicted model, not a curated record. Gene Ontology annotation, molecular function: carboxy-lyase activity; hydrolase activity. Lineage: Eukaryota; Fungi; Ascomycota; Sordariomycetes; Togniniales; Togniniaceae. The transcript has a single exon.
AUGCAAUUCAAGAUUGUCUUCGAAGAGGCGUUUGCGUUGCCCACAUCAUUGUUUAAUAACAGCCCGAUUGGUUUCACUCGUGCCAAUGCAUCCCCUGAAGAAGACCUGAACACCAACCUUCUCGAUAUUCAUGGCCAUCGACUGCGUCAGAUGGACGAGAACGGCGUGGAGCUCAUGAUUCUUUCUUUGAAUGCACCCGGAUGUCAAGCAGUCGCUGACCCGGCUGCAGCUGCAGCAAUGGCUACGAGUGCGAAUGAUUAUCUCGAGGAGCAGGUUCUAAAGAACCCGUCACGCUUUGCGGCUUUCGCCGCCUUGAGCAUGCACAAUCCUAUACAAGCUGCUGACGAGCUGAGGAGAUGUAUGACAGGCAAGAAAGGUUUCGUUGGAGCACUACUGAACGACUUUCAGAGCAGCGGACCUGACGGCAAUACCAUGUUGUUUUACGACGAUUCACGGUAUGACGACUUCUGGAAAGUGGCCGCUGAACUGAAAGCCCCUGUCUAUAUUCAUCCUAGAACACCGACCCCGUUGAUUGACGCGCAAAUGUGGAAGGAGCGGCCAUGGCUCAACCUCAGCGUUCUGGGAUUUGCAAACAGAGUCAACAUGCAUUUACUGGCUAUCAUUACUGCCGGCGCUCUUGACCGAUUUCCUGAUCUCAAGUUGGUGAUUGGUCAUAUGGGAGAACAUAUUCCCUUCGAAAUGUAUCGCAUUGAUCACAAACUAGAUCGCGAGAGAUUCCCUACCAUGAAGAUGAGAAAGGAUAAGCUGGUACGGGAUUAUUUCGGAGAUCAAGUCUUCAUUACCACCAGUGGCCAUUUCAGCACGCCUGCUUUGACUUGUUCCAUCACGGAAGUCGGUGCAAGGAGUAUCCUGUUCAGCAUGGACUACCCCUUUGAGAGCAUCCCGAAUGCAUGCAAGUGGUUCGACGAGAUUCAAAUGAAUCAGCAUGACCUCGUAGAUAUUGGCAGAAACAAUGCUUUAAGACUGUUUCCCAAGUUGGCGGGAGAGCCACACAAUUUGAGAGAAGAGAGCGCUUGGGAAUGCCAGGUUGGCGGCUUGAGAAAUGGAGAUACGAUCUAUGGCCUGUAUAACAAAAGCUUCAAUCAACGACUCUCGUAA